Astrephomene gubernaculifera is the source of this 496-nucleotide messenger RNA. The record is from the annotation of a GenBank genome assembly. Lineage: Eukaryota; Viridiplantae; Chlorophyta; Chlorophyceae; Chlamydomonadales; Astrephomenaceae.
AGCGAUGCAAUUGUUGCGGCGCUGAUGACCGCCACGGGUGGCAACGCGGCUGCCGUACGGCGAGUGUACGAGGCCCUGCUGUCGCGGGGUCGUGGCGGGGGCGCCCUGCUGGUGGGCGGGAGCGCCAUGGAGGCGCAGCUCAGCAGCGUGCGGGUCAAGACGCAGCUGCUGCGAUCUGCAACGGCUGUGUGCUACGCCGCCCUCUCGGAGGCGCAAUCCGCCACUCCAGGCGGCUUCUUCUCGCCACCUCCUUCAGCUUCCGGACCUGCCUCCGCGGCCGCAGCCGGCGGUGUGGGGCGGGCGCGGGAGGCGGGUGCGCUGGCGGAUGGAGCAGACCGACUGGCGCUGGAGGCGCGGCGUCUGGGUGGGGCGGAGUGUGAGGAGCUGGCGAGCCGACUGGAUGCCAUUCGGGCGCAGGCUGAGUCACUUCUGCGUUGAGGCGGGUUGAGGAGAGCGUCGUUAUGCGGGUUUUUGGUUUUCCGCGGGUCGAGAAGGC